GGCCUUCAAAAUAAACUCCAGGCCACAGAUUUGCGACAAUGUCAGAACAGAUGAAUCAAUACAUGAUGUCUGAUGUUAGCCCCCCUCAGGCUCCACCUUCAACACAGGUUUUUACAGACCAAAGCUACAUAUCCAAACUUCACACAUGUUUAUGGAAUAUGCGAGAACAGGGACAUCUUUGUGAUGUCAUGGUAAAAGUUGGAAGUCUCUCUCUGCCAGCACACAAGUGCAUCCUUCUCUCGACCUCCGAAUAUUUACUCGGUUUCCAAAACAGCUCGCCAAACAUCCCAGAAUUCAAUAUUGUCCUUGACAGACAUAUUGAAUUUCAUGAUCUUUUGAAUAUUAUCCGAUAUAUGUAUACAGGGGAGUUGGAGAUCAACAAAAAUAACUACUCAAAUAUGCUAUCAAUUUGUGCUGUGUUAAAGUUAGAAACUGCUACUUCAUAUAUUUUUUCAUAUAUCAAUAAGUUAGUUGGCGGAGUAGGGGAUGACUCAACUCCUGAACAGUUGAAGGAGGAUGAGUUGAAACAUGAGAUGCAAGAUGCAGUUGAAGAUGACGUUGAUAAAGAUGACAAUACAAUUGAAGCUAGUGCUAAUAUUGAUCAUAAUGAAGAGAAUGAUCCAAAAACUGAUAUUGAACUAACUGAAGAAGGUGACGACACUGAUCUCUACAUUAGUAAUCCCGAUGUUGAUGACAGUGAAUCUGAGGAAGAUUCCAAACCAAUGCAUUAUACUCUAAGAAAACGUACAAAUCGAUCAUCAAAGUCCAAAGACCGUACCAAAAAGAAAAGACGCAGAAAGCCAUCAGAAUCAUCAGAAGAUCAUGAAUUCACACCAGUUCCUUCAAAGAAACAGAAAGCUGAUAAAGUUAAACGGAAAUCUCUACGCAAACGGUCUCAAAGAGCAGAAGCUGUGAAGCCUACUGUGAAACAUGAUUCAAGUGAUAAUUCAGCCACAUCCAAAGUUGAAGCUUGUAGUAAUGAACUUAAAGACAGGUUUACAUGUAGUACAUGUUCAGAGGUUUUCUCUAAUACAACCUACCUCAGGAUUCACAAUAUGGUUAAUCACACACAUAAAUGGGUCGGCCUGUGCCAUCAUAAACAUUGCGAGUAUUUGUCCAGAGAAAGAGGGGAUCUCGCAUCACAUCUUUAUAUCAAACAUCGUGAACUCACAAUGGAAUAUCCACUACAAAUGUGCACAGUAGAAUUCUGCAAAUAUAUCCAGGUCAAUCCUAAAAACUACAAACAUCAUAGACAAAUGCACGAAAAAGCUGGACAAGAAUGUAAAUUUGAACCCAUAAAGGUAGAACGUGCUGAAAAUGGAGAUGCUGUGUUUGAUCCAAAAAUUGACAUGCUUGAAGAGGUAACUCUGAAAUUACUAGACCUAAAAUACUCUAAACGAUUAUUCAAUAUCCCUGCUGAGGAAACGAGGACCAAAACUGGUGAAUGGCGUAGGGUUUUACCGUGUCAUCUGUGCGAUGAGGAUUUUGAAUCAAUACGUCCGUUACGGUUCCACAUUCUUGGAGUGCAUGAUGGGAAAUGGGUCGGAAGGUGUCCAUUAAGUAAAUGUGAUUAUAUGACUGAUAGCAAAGAUGACCUGGCGUCACAUCGCUUUAUGAAACACUCAGAAAGUACAACUGGAUAUCCACCGUUACAUUGCAAGGUUGAUGGCUGCAGCUACUCAUGUUGCCUUCAGGGAGACUUGGACAAGCAUACUAACAGCCAUAACAAAACCACUGAUACGAAAGUUGAUACAUCUACUGAUGAUGUCACAAUGGGUGACGAUUCUGUACGCACCAGAUCUUCCAGAAACUCCGCCCGUUCCAAACAAUACAAGUGUAAUAAAUGCUCAGCAAUGUUCCACACAGAGCACAUGCUACGUUGCCAUAGAAAUGAGGGCCAUAAGAACCAGGGUGUUCUCGUACAGUGCAAUCAUUGUGAUGAUUUUACGAGUUAUGGAAAACAUGGCUUAACAGAGUUGGCAAAACAUAUGGAGGAGAAUCACUUUGAAGAGGCAAACUUAGUGCAUCAGUGUGAGGUAGAAGGCUGUGAAUAUGUUGCAAACAGUACCAAGUAUCUGAUAACACACAUGAAGAAUGAGCACAAGAUAUUCAAAACUAAAAAAGCAAAUUGUAAGUUCUGUGGAGCAAGUGUGAAAAACAUGUUGAAACAUAUAACAGAUGUCCACUCCAAAGUCAAUAAUGUUAAAUGUGAGUUCCCAAACUGUGGAACAAUGUGCAAUAAAAAGAACUACUACAAAAAGCAAUAUGUGUGUUUAGCACAUAAAAAGGAAUUCAUAAGACGUAUACGGAAUGCUGCCCAUGUUCCUAUUGUUCCCCGUCUGAUGUGUUCUGCAUGCAAUAAUCGCUACAUCGGCUACAAAGAUCUUGCUGAACAUGAAAAUAAGAAACAUGGCAUAGCAAUCCCUGAUAAAUAUGAGAGGUUGCAAUGUGACCAUCCUGGUUGUCAAUACUGGACGCUGAGACGUGAUUUGAUGGAGAAACAUGUAGAGUGUCAUUCAGGAGUCAUGAGAUAUACGUGUGAACUGUGCGGGAAAAGCUUCGUCUCGAGGGAUUCAUGGAGAAAACACAUGCGAUCUCACAGAGAUACAAAGUUUGAAUGUGAUAUGCCAGCUUGCAAUGCAACAUUCAAGUUUAAAGAUGGUUUGAAGAAGCAUAAAAGAAAUGUCCACAAACUAAUUGACAACAAGUUUCAGGAGAAAGAGUGCAUUAAGUGUGAGAAAUGUGAAUAUAGCUGUUACUCUAAGACGGGCAUGACUAAACACAACCAGGAGCGCCACCUACCUCCGCCCCCACCACCACCAGCCCCACCUAUAGUCCAACAACCUCAACAACAGCAGCACCAUACAUUACAACCUCUACCACAACAACAUCAACCUCAACAGCAUCAACAGAUGCAACUCCCACAUCUACCCCUACAGCAAACCCAACCACAACCACCAGUGCCCCCUAACCAAGCCCAGAUAAAUGAAUAUGAUAGAUACACUAGGGAAUUAACCAGGGAGAUGACUCCAGUAGGUAUGAAUCUAUCAUCACAAGCUAGUGAGCAUGACCGUUAUAAUCAACGUAUAAUGACGCCAUCGACUCAUACGACACAUUCAAGUGCAAGUGAAUAUGAAAGACAUACCAUUGGUUUGUUAGGAAUGACUUCAUCACAGACAAGUGAACAUGAAAGAUACGCCUUAGCUGCACUAGGGAUGCUACCAACCUCACACUAUUAGAAUACAGGGAAACCUCUGUGUGUGUGAGUGAAUCUUAUAGAUCCUGGCCUUGCCAGUGCAUUAGGUAUACCCGUAUUACUUUAACAUUAAAAUUCAAUGCAUGUGAUUCAUGAAAAAUUAAUUAAAAUUCAAUGCAUUCAAUGCAUGACAUUGACAAUGAUGUGCAAUAAAAGCUAUCAUUUUGUUAAAGUGAUGUGGAGAUGUACGUAUUGGGUACCAACAAACCACCAACAUCAGUCACUCAUUCAUGCCAGUUCAAUAACUGCGAUCAUUUUGCAUUUACAGUUUUAGUGUGUUCAUGAACAUUUAAAUCAGUCUUAUGUGAAUGCCACUGGGACCAUCUAAAAGUAUUCAGAUUGAUAGGUAUUCAAAUUUCGAGAUAUUUCAAAUAUUCAGAUUAGAGAAGUGUUCAGAU
Messenger RNA from Owenia fusiformis, 3654 nucleotides. The record is from the annotation of a GenBank genome assembly. Lineage: Eukaryota; Metazoa; Annelida; Polychaeta; Sabellida; Oweniidae.